Molecule: messenger RNA, 432 nt
Organism: Dracunculus medinensis (Guinea worm)
Lineage: Eukaryota; Metazoa; Nematoda; Chromadorea; Rhabditida; Dracunculidae
Source: the annotation of a GenBank genome assembly
GCAAUUUUUAAUUUAUGGCAGUUUUUGCUUGAAUUACUAUCAGAUAGCCGCUAUGCAGAAUCAAUAACAUGGGAAGGCACAAAUGGUGAAUUCAAAUUAGUGGAUCCAGACGAUGUGGCACGACGUUGGGGUGAAAGAAAAAGCAAACCAAAUAUGAAUUACGAUAAAAUGAGUCGCGCGCUACGGUACUAUUAUGACAAGAAUAUAAUGUGUAAAGUACAUGGCAAGCGCUACGCUUAUAAAUUUGACUUCCAAGGUAAAAAUUUUUUGAUGAGCAUAGCACAAGCGUUGCAACCACAAAACAAUUCAUCAUCUGCUGAUUUGUUCCAGCAGUCCAGAUUUCAUUCAACUGAAUUCAUUCCAUCGCCGUGGGCAACUGCAAAUUAUAGAUCACUUAUGGCACCACAGUUUCAAGUAAAAUUUGUAUUAUAA